This is a messenger RNA of Amphimedon queenslandica, 835 nucleotides long. RefSeq names its product ATP synthase F(0) complex subunit B1, mitochondrial-like. The transcript is spliced from 7 exons. NCBI's taxonomy places the organism in Eukaryota, Metazoa, Porifera, Demospongiae, Haplosclerida, Niphatidae. The record is from RefSeq and is a predicted model, not a curated record. Gene Ontology annotation, biological process: proton motive force-driven ATP synthesis. Gene Ontology annotation, molecular function: proton-transporting ATP synthase activity, rotational mechanism. The coding region runs from base 49 to 744 and encodes 231 amino acids.
GGUAGGCGUGGUUUGAUUUGUUUGUCACGUGAUCAUUUGCAAAACAAAAUGGCGGUCAGAGGACUCCUCUCCUCCAGUCGCUAUAUGAGGCCCUGGUAUGGCUCUGUCUGUGCUCUACGACCAGUUAAUACUACGAGCCAAGUGAAAAACGAGCUACAACCUCAACCUUCUUCAUUCCCUGGUAUCACGAGCCUAUUGAAGGAGAAGACAGGAGAAACUGGAAAGCACAUAGUCGGCAUUGGUUUAGUAGCUACUUUGUAUUCUAAAGAAAUAUUAGUAUUUCAUGCUGAGACGCUAGUAGGAAUCAGUGUUUUUGGUGUCAUUUUUCUUUUAAUGAGAAGAGUUGGUGGACAACUGAGGGAGUUCUUUGACAACAGAGCACAGGGUAUUCUGGAUGAGAUGAAUGCGGCUAAGAAUGCUACCAUCACUCAGUUGACUGAUGAGAUAGCAGCUGCUAAUAAUCUUGAGAAGGAACUGUCUAUUCGUGAUGACCUCUAUGAGAUAUUAAGAGAAGAGGCACUGAUGAAGAGAGAGGAGAUAUACAGGGUCCAGCUGUCAGACAUUAGGAAGGAAGUCAUGAGGCGUCUGGAGUAUCAGCUCCAACUUGAAAACCUUGAGAAAGAAUACGAGAAGAAGCACCUUGUAUCAUGGCUACAGGAGAAUGUAUAUAAGUCUCUUACUAGCAAACAAGAUGAUAAUAUUGCUCAGUGUAUCGGCUCUUUAAAGAAGCUCACAGCUGCUUAGUUUGAAAAGGAUUAAGGAACAGUUUUAGUAUUUAUGUGCAUAUCAAUAGUAGACCUUUGAAUUAUUGUUUAAAAAUAAUGUUACAAGAGAA